AUGGAGACGGAAUGCAAGACAUUGUGGAUGGGCGACAUCCAAAUGCACUGGGACGAAGCGUUCAUCGCCUCGCUCUUUGCCUCUGCCGCGGAACAGCCGGUAAUCAAGCUAAUUCGUGACAAGGUGACGGGGUAUCCCGCCGGCUAUGGUUUCUUGGAGUUCCCGACCCAGCGAGGCGCGCAGCAAGUGCUGGAGAUGUUCAAUGGCCAGCUCGUUCCAAACACAGUGCAUCGGUUUCGCAUGAAUUGGGGCGCCGGUGGUCGUCGCAUUGAAACGUCAGACGAUCACUCGAUCUUUGUCGGUGACUUGGCUCCUGAUGUCGGUGACGAAGUUCUUUUGAGCACGUUCAACGCUCGUUUCACAAGUGUGCGAGGGGCCAAAGUGGUCAUGGAUCCAGUGACGCGCAUGUCGAAGGGGUUCGGAUUCGUGCGCUUUGGCAGCAAAGAGGAAGCCGACCAGGCUCUGCAGACCAUGAAUGGAGUGUUUUGCUCGUCACGUCCGAUGCGGGUUAGUGUGGCUACGGAGAGAAGCAAGGCGCGACAGCAGGCUGCUUUUGGUAUUGCAGAGUCGGAAGACGGGGCUAAUACCACGGUGUUUGUCGGUGGCCUGGACCCGUCAGCAACGGAGGAAGAGCUGCGUGCGCGGUUUGGUGCAUUGGGAGAAAUCGUGUCGGUGAAGGUACCGCCUGGACGUGGAUGUGGAUUUGUGCAAUACACGACCAAGGAGUCGGCAGAGAUGGCGAUCUCGCAGAUGAAUGGCACGGUCAUCAGCAAUGUCAAGGUGCGAUGUGCAUGGGGUCGAUCGGCAGCUGCACGUGUGACUCCUACCCACACGAACUACUAUGCCCAGCAAUACGGUCAGUACCAGACUGGAUACCAGAACUUUUACGGCUACAAUGCUGCCUAUAGCUAUCCGCAGUAUCAGCAAGGUGCUGCUGGCUACGGGUACGGUACUUACGGACAGUACGCACUGCAAGGUGCACAACCUCAAGUAGACUAUCAGCAACAGCAGCUGCAGCAGCAGCCGCCGCAGCAGGUACUCGUGGGUCAUCAGGGACACCGUAGUAGCUAUGGUCACCAGCAGCGGCUCCCGCAAGACCAGCCGCUCGAUUUUACCCGACCUGACGACACCGAAGCCAUGAAUCGUCGCUACGCCUCCCAGCGUGCGUAUCAGACUAUUCCCCCGGGUUCUAGUUCGUCAUACACUUCCAUGGCGGCUGACGUUGCCAACGGAACUGCAAUGGCAGGGUCGAUGUAG
Peronospora matthiolae is the source of this 1257-nucleotide messenger RNA. NCBI's taxonomy places the organism in Eukaryota, Oomycota, Peronosporomycetes, Peronosporales, Peronosporaceae. The record is from the annotation of a GenBank genome assembly.